GGAUUUGAAACAAAAGGAAACAAACAUACUCUGCCAGAGAACCUUCACAUGCAACCUUGUUACAAUGGAAACAAUGAAACCUCCCCAAAUUCAAGCACUUUACAUCCAGUAAUACAUGAGUAGACAAGCUGCAACACAGGCAGCGAUGUGGGGCAGACCACUUCCAAAAGGGAACAUUUCCCACUGCUAUGUAUUUCCUAUCCCCCACCCCCCACAAUUUCUAACAAUAGAUUAAUUUUAUGAACUAAUGAUGCAUAUUAAACAGAUGCCAAUACAAUAUCAGAUUUCAAAGUUCUUCAAAACUGUAAUUUCUUUAAAUGACUUCCAUAUUUUAUGGACUAUAAGACGCUACGGACUAUAAGACGCACCUUAAUUUUAAUCCAGUUUUUCAGAGUUUUAACAUAUUAAACUGUUAAAACAUAUAAGACGCACCUGAAUUUUGGCGUAUAUUUUUCGAGGGAAAAAAUGAGUCUUAUAGUCUAUAAAAUACGGUAUUCCCUGGAAGUGUGUGUGAUCACACAUGCAUGCCUUUCAUCUAAAUUAAGUCCAAAAGAAAAGAGGGAUAAUACAAAUGAACACGUUGGUAAACUUCUGUUUCUUAAAAUAUCUUGCUGCGAGAGAAACCAAGACAAGCACAACGGGGUGGGGGGGCAGGCACAAUGAUAUGGGCAUGGAGACAGGCUUCUGUUCCUGCUACAUGUGCUGAACUGCUGCUCCUUGGCUUAAUAGAGGCAGGGUGAUACCUAUGCUACCUAUCUUACUGUUGUGAGCACCAAUAAUGGGUGGAAUGUUAUGUGGACUAUUUAAUAAAACUGAUUGAUUACAUAAUGAAUAGCAUAAGCAACAUAAUGAAUGGAAGCAGUACUAGUCAAAUUGAGGAGUUUCAAAAUUGUAAUUAAUUAUUUUCAAGUACUAACCUUAGGAAAUCUGUGCAUUCAUAAGGAACAGUGCCUUGGACAUGUUAAAAUAAGGUCAGUGAAGAUGUCAUACAGAAGCUCAAUAAAAUUUAACUAAGGGUUGCAAAAUAAAGUGAGGACAUCUCUGCAGACGAUCACCAAUCUUGGCUUGUUUCUCUUAACCAUGAUUUGUAAUUGCCCCAUGCCCAGUCUUUGCCUCCCAAGCUGCCUUACUCUGCCCUGCUCCUGACAAACCAUUUCCCAACCAGUGGUCCUGAUUAUAAAGGGGGUGGGCUCACACAGAACGAACUCCCUUGACUCUGCCUGCCUGCUUUCAAAGUUCUCCAGAUGCUCUCAACUUCCUGCAAAAGGGAAAGGAAGUGUUAAAACUCUCCUCCCAUCCCCCAGCUGCAGCCUCGUAUCAAGCACUGUCAACCAUUUCCUGCCCACUCCUAUACUACCAGAAAAUAAUACUAAUGGUUGUUGGGGGAAACACAGAUACAUUGAAAUAAACCAGAAGAAGGAAUGAAGUAAUAGGACAGGAUUAACUAUGUAUCCUUGAACAGCAUUUAAAUGGGGGUGGGGGACAGGCGAAAGAGAGUGCUGCUAGAAGGUGGAAGACAGACAAUCUGACAGGAAUUGCAUACCUGACCAAAGAUGGGCUGACAGGACACACAGAAAAGGAAGAGUUGCAGGGGUGGAAGGGGAAACUGAGGAGAAUUUCCUGCAAAUACAGCAUUACUGGGGGGGAGGGAUUUUAGGGAAGGACUACUGUGGAGUGUUAGAGCUAUGGGAGGGAAAGAGGAGGUGCACUUUGGCAAAUGGACCUGCAUUGUGGUCCGUGAACAUGAAGAAUACUUGACGUGCAUGCUCAUUCUUCAUGUUCCUUGGGCGUUGUCAGCAGUAAUCCCACAGAACUGGCCAAAAGGUCUCUGAAGCAUGCUGUCCUACAAAUGCAGCUCAGAAGUCUCCCUUUGUGAGGAGCAGCAGCAGCAGGGCACCCCACUGGGCUAGCCAGCAAAAAGGGGAAGCUUUCAACUUCUUUCUUGCUAGUAAAGAACAAUACCCCACUCCCCAUGGAGAUAAAGAUUGUGUUGAGAAAUCACUUUUAGCAGUAAUUGUCUGUCCAUCACUGUGUCAACAAGCUGCUGGUGACUCCAGCUCUGGUAGAAAUGGGAGAAGUGGGAAGGCAGAGUAGCCUUAAAUGGUCUCUGUGAAGAAUCUCUGGAUUUAAAAGGAAAGGUGAAUCCUGUCAUUGAUUUUGUUUCUAGGCAAAAACUGGAGAGAUGACAUAAGAGGUUGUUAGGGAGAUUAGGGGAGGUUUCAAGCUGGCACCAGUGAGAGGUGCUUCCAGCCUAUAUUUGUGACUGCUCUGGGCUAGUGUCUCUGUGAGUGGCACCUCUUGGGGGAAGGAGUCAAAGAAAGAAACUGUGGUUAUGUGUUCAGACCCAAAGUAGAACUACACCUACACAAAACUUAUGUACAUGAGCCACUUUCAAGCCAGUGGUUUGGCUCUUGGUUAGAUGGCCAAGAAUAAACCACUGUUAAUGCCAUUGCAUGAGUUCAGAUUAUAGGAAUCGAGGUUACAUGAAAUAAACUGAGGUUCCACGCAAUAUCUGAACCCACUUCUAAUAUGGUAACACUUUUCAGUGGCAUCAUUUUUUUCUUAAUGUAGACAAGGUAAGAUUGUCCCCAGCAAUGACCUCCACUCGAUGGGGGGGGUGACUCUCUGCCUUCCUUGCCAUCCACCUUGAUUGCUCUCUUCUCCUGGUCAUCUCCAUCUGGCUCAGGAUGGUAAAAGGCAGAACUAGAAAGAAGAGUGAGCAAGGAAGGCGGGGUGGUUGCUCCCUCUUCCUGGUUGUCUGUCUGGCUCAGGCAGGCAAUUGACCAACACAACCAGGAGGAAGCUUGCUUCCUUGCUUGCUUGCUUGCUCGCUCCUCCUGGUCACAUUUGUCCACCACCUGGCUUAGGCACCACACUUAAAUUUCCACGUCCCAUGUCAAGCUUGUGCCUGGGAAUUGUCAAGCUCUGUCCUACAGUCCUGGUUGUUAAUGGCAGAUCUGUAAAAAGGAAGUUAAUUAUCGCCCAGGCCUAGAUUCUGGAAGAAGAUGCCUGGCUUGCAUCACAGUGGCUGAAGAUGAAGAAGGGGGUCUAUUUUUCAGACCUCAGUGAUGUAUGGCCUCCUCAGUGGCUGAGGAGAAGGCCUUGCUGUGGUCUGUCAUGUUUCCAUUCUUUAGGUGUUCUUUCUAGCAGAAAGAACACCUUUCAUAGCAUUGAAAAUGCUAUGUAAAUAUUGAAACAAAUAUUAUACAAUAUAUAAAUAAUUAGUUAGGUGCGAUAAGUGCGAUAUGAGAUAAGUAACCAAGUUUAGGCAUUCCAAAAGUUUAUGGAGGUAAAAACGAGAACUGAAAUAGUUCUUUCCUCCCCCUCCCCUCCAAUUUUCAGAACUGUUCUCUGUGAAAUUUAAAGUCUAGAAUUAACUUAAUAGUCUAUCGUCAAUGGUAUGUUGAUAACCAAUGAUAUUUAGUUCAGCUCCUUUUAUAUUUCACCAUUUGUAAGUGGACAUUUAAUACUGCUUGCAAAUUAAAAUGCAUUAACAGCCGGUUUUUGAGAACUGACAUGCUAAUAUUUCAAAUUCUGAGGUCUGAUUUCAAAUGCUGAGAUCAAGCUUCAAAUUCUCAACAUCUAAAUUUUAAUCUUCAGUUUUAGUGGAAACGUCAGAUUGCUUACCUGUAACUUUAGUUCUUCCAGUGGUCCUCUGUGCUCUUACACCCUUGGGCUUUGCAUGUGCACAGAGACCAAUUAGGAAUGUUCCAAUUUUUUUUUAGUUCAGGCGGGAGCCCAUCCCCUAUCCCUUUAUGUGCCUGUUCAAGGCUCCUAUCCCUCAGUUACUGAGUCCGCUAGUAAGUACCCUGAAGAGGGGAGGAGGGAGGGUGUGUAAGAGCACAGAAGACCACUGGAAGAACUAAAGUUACAGGUAAGCAACCUGUUCUGCUUCUUCGUGGUCUUCUGUGCCUUACACCCUCGGGCGCAUCACAAGCUAAGGCUUACCUGGAGGUGGGAAUCAAGUGAAGAGUGACUGUAGGGCAGCUUUCCCAAAGGCAGAUUGUUGGCAAGACUGGAUAUCCAGAGCGUAGUGCUGGACAAAGGACAGUGGAGUCGACCAGGUAGCCGCUUGGCAGAUUACCUCUAGGGGCACAGAACAGUCAAAGGCUGCAGAGGUGGAAUAAGCCUUUACUGGGGGAAAGUAGUUUGGUGACUUGAUAGGCAUGCUGGAUUGUGUUCACAAUCCACCUGGAAAUUGUUUGAGAAGACACCUGCCUACCCUUGUGCGAGUCGGAAAAGGAUACAAACAAGGCAGGAGAAGAUCGCCACAGGGCUGUUUGGUGGACGUAGAAAGCCAGCACUCUGCAAACAUUGUGGGCAUGCAGUUUUCACUGAGCAGGAUCCGAUGGAGUGGGGGAAAACACCAGGAGAACUAACAGUUGGGAACGGUAAAACGAAGAUACAACUUUUGGCAAAAAGGCAAUAUUGGGUCGCAACACAACUUUGUCUUUAUGGAAGACCAAAUAGGGCUGGUCCACCUGGAGAGCUCAGAGUUCACUCACUCAGUGAGCAGAUGUAAUCACUACCAAGAAUGCUACUUUCCAGGAAAGGAGACAGAGAUCCAUGGUCACCAGGGGUUCAAAUGGGGGACCUAUCAGGCAUGAUAUUAAUAAUGAGAGGUCCCAUGUCAGCGCCAUAACUGGGGCAUCUGGAAAUUCACGCUGGAGACCUUUCAAGAAUUGAUUUAUCGUAGGGUUGUGAAAUCAGGAAGGAGUUGUGGAUGGCAUAUGUGUCACGAUAGCUGCCAGGUGGACCUGUAAAUAGGAAAUAUUUAGUCCUUUCUCUUUGAGAUAAAGGAGGUAUGCACAAAUGGUGGCAAUCGUCAACAGUUCUGUGUUUCAAGCUGUCUCGGUGAGGAAUGACUGGAAGCGUUUCUACUUUGAGGAGUAAGAGGUGAAUGUGGAUGGCUUUCGAGCAGACAUGAGAAUCCUCUGGAGUUCAGGUGGAAAGACGGCUGGAUCUUCCAUGCUGUGAAUCUGAGGCUAUGUAGAUUGGAGUGUAGACUCCUGUCGUUCACCUGUGUUAGCAGGCGCGGGUGCAUUGGGAGACGUAUGUGGAUGCCAGCUGAGAGUUUCAACAGGGUAGGGAACCAAGGGCGGCGAGGCUACCAGGGGGCAAUGAGGAUGCAGUCUAGGUGGUCGUGUUGGAUUUUGAGCAACACACAUGGCAAAAGCGGUAUCAGAGGGAAGAAGUAAGUGAAGAGGCGUUCCCACAACAGAGAGAAUGCAUCUCCUUAUGAAUUUCGGUCCUUGCCUGCUCUGGAGCAAAAAAGGGGGCAUUGAGUGUUGAGUGCUGAUGCAAAAAGGUCGAUCGUUGGCCUCCCCCACAUUUGGAAGAGGGAAAGCACAGCCAUCCGCUGUAAAUGCCAUUCGUGGGUGUCUGUGCGUAGUCUGCUGAGGACAUCUGCUUCGGAGUUGGCUAUGCCUCAAAUAUAGAUUAUGUGGGGUAGUAUGUUGUAAGUGAUGCACCAUGUCCAAAGGGACAUAGUAAAGUGUAGCAGGGUUCUGGAACUCGUGCCUCCUUGUCUGUUUACGUAUUACUUCGCAGUGGUAUUGUCUGUCUGAAUUGUUAUGACAGAGUUGCGAAGGAUGGGAAGAAGGCCCCUGAGGGCCUUGCAGAUGGCGAGGAGUUCCAGGAAAUUGAUGUGGUGGCGUACUUCUUAUGGGGAUCAUAGACUGCUGAUAUGAAGACCCUGCAUAUGUGCUCCCCAGCCGGCUUCAGGAGUGUCUGUGAAGCUCGGAGUGAUUGAAGAGGUGUUGUCUUGUCUGCAGACGAAGAAAGACUGAGGGAUAGGAGCCUUGCACAGGCACAUAAAGGGACAGGGGAGGGGCUCCCACCUGAACUCAAAGAAGCUUGGAACGUUCUGAAUUGGUCUCUUCGCAUGCACAAAGCCCAAGGGUGUAAGGCACAGAAGACCACGCAGAAGAACCUUGAUUUCACAGCACUUGUUAAGUUCAGUAGCCCAGUCUAUUAGUUAAGCUCUACACGGCUUGGGGCUGGAGUACCUGUCGGACCGUAUUCACCCAAAUGAAUCUGCUAGGGCCCUCCGCUCAUCAUCUCAGGCCCUGCUCCUGGCUCCGCCACUAACAGAGAUCUGGUUGGCAGGGACUAGAGACAGGGCCUUUUCAGUUGUGGCCCCUCAGCUUUGGAACGGCCUCUCUGAAGAGCUUCACCAUUCUCCCUCCACAGUGCUUUUAAAAAACAACUUAAAACACACCUUUUAAAGGAGACUUUGUAAUGCUCCAUUUUUUGUUAUAUCUGCUCUGCAAGAUUACAGUUUAUUAUUCAAAGACAGUAACUCUUCAAAUCCUUCAAGAAAACUUCAUUCACAGCUGCUGGAUGAUUGUGCUGGAGGCAUCCGGCUGAAAUUGUGACGUGCUGACUCCAAAAGGAGAAGAAGGCACAGGAAUCUACAGAAGGCACAGGAAUAAGCCAAGAGGAUGUCUGUGAUCAGCGCCUUGCCGUUCCUCAAACCCAUUCACCUCAAACCUCCACGGAGCUCCCCUGGUCGCCAGCGCCGACACACGCUUCCUGCCAGCGAGUUCCGGUGCCUCACCCCUGAGGAUGCCAUCAGCGUGUUUGAAAUUGAGAGAGAAGCAUUCAUUUCGGUGUCAGGAGACUGCCCCCUCCACCUGGAUGAGAUCCGCCAUUUUCUAAACCUCUGCCCUGAGCUGUCACUGGGCUGGUUUGAAGAAGGCCGACUAGUUGCUUUCAUUAUUGGCUCUCUCUGGGAUCAGGAAAGACUCAGCCAGGAUGCUCUGACCCUGCACAAACCCCAUGGCAGCACCGUCCACAUCCAUGUCCUGGCAGUGCAUCGCACCUUCCGCCAGCAAGGCAAAGGCUCUAUCUUAAUGUGGCGCUACCUACAGUACCUCUGCUGCCUCCCCUACGUGCGUCGAGCCACACUGAUGUGCGAAGACUUCCUCAUCCCUUUCUACUCAAAGUGUGGCUUUAAGGUGCGAGGCCCUUGUGAGAUCACCGUGGGCUCACUGAACUUCAUUGAGAUGCAGCACGCUGUUCGUGGCCAUGCCUUCAUGCGUAGGAAUAGUGGCUGCUGAGCUCAUGCAUCCCCUUGCCAUUCAUUUUUUGCUUUUGAGCUCGCUGGUCAACAAGCCAGCUUUCUCAGUGAUUCCCAUAUCUUCAGAUGGGAGCCACCAGUGGGUCAGAAGAGCCCUGUGGGUGAGUCACCGAGUGGUGUGUAGUGGGAGCUAUGGGGCUUCAAGGCCUUCCACGUCAGUGGGACGUGAGCUUACACCAAAUUAAAAACCUCAAUGAGGAAGCCCUCUUAAGAAGUUUGGGCACCUCUACCACAUACAAACUGGUAGAUCAGCACCUCUUAUAGACAACUCUUACCAUUACCAGUGCCAUUUUCUCAAGGCAGCAAAUACCUAAAGCCCAGCAGUCCCCUUUUACCCACACAGCUGCCUUGAUACAGGUAGCUACACCUCAGCCCGGUUUCUCCUUUUCACUUGUGUCUUAGCUGGCUUUGCCCUGCAACAACCAUCAUACUACAGAUGGAGAUCAAAAGGCACCCCAAAACUGGCAGGGUGGUGAAGCUGUAACAGCUAAGCUAGUCUUUAUCAGACAAUGGUUUGUUGUCGAUGAUGCUCUGAAUUCGGCAGGUCAAAAUUGGUGAUUGUCACAAACCUCCAACAUAACAGUAGCCAUACCUUGUUUAGUAGUAGGGAACUACCAUUUAUCCUUAGCUGUGUGAUAGCUUCAUCUGCCCCUCUGUUUUCAGGACACUUGUUACCACCAUCACCCUUAUACGUGGGCAAAAGGCAAACAACCAAACUGCGUUGCUCUGUAAACUCUGUAUCCAUAACUGUGAAGGAAGUCAAUACAUCAACAUAGAUCAUUGUUGCAGAAAUCAAGCCUUCUAUUCUUCAAAAUGUGGUUUUUCUUGUGGAGAAUUCUUGCAAUUAGGUAAAUGUUGCUUGGCAAGCAGAAUUAUUCAAUUAGGUCCUCAAUUUCUGAGGAUUACUAUUUGCCUUGGGGAAAAAAGGGGCAUGUGCUUUGUGAAGUUACUUUUUGCUCUCUAUGGAGAAACCCUCUCCAUGCCUUCUGUCUGGCUGCUCUCUUGUGCUGAAAUAUGUGGAAGCUGUGUUUGUAUGCUUUGCAAAUAUAGAAGGUGGCCCAAGAAGAAAAAUGGACCCAAAUGAUAUGCUUGAUAGCUGCCUUUCUUUCAUAGUUACACAAAAGUACAAAUAGUGAAAUAGGUGGAUUUAAAUGUACAUUCUGUUGGCGAUGCAAAAGUCAUGCAGGCCAGCCCUGUGUGUACAGAAAAUGUUUAGAACUCUCACCACUAAAUGGGACAAAGGAUUUAUCCUUUAUCCUUCUAUCCUAUCCUUCUCACAAGCCAUUCUCAAUGCCACCUUCCACUUGCCAUGUCUUUUGUUAAACCAAAUAAAUAAAUAUUAUCUUUUCUAA
Messenger RNA from Hemicordylus capensis (graceful crag lizard), 8433 nucleotides. It is a transcript of the gene AANAT, whose product is annotated as aralkylamine N-acetyltransferase. Lineage: Eukaryota; Metazoa; Chordata; Lepidosauria; Squamata; Cordylidae. Bases 6444 to 7061 code for a protein of 205 amino acids. The record is from RefSeq and is a predicted model, not a curated record. Gene Ontology annotation, molecular function: aralkylamine N-acetyltransferase activity. Gene Ontology annotation, cellular component: cytoplasm. The transcript has 6 exons. Gene Ontology annotation, biological process: melatonin biosynthetic process; response to light stimulus; circadian rhythm.